ACCGAUCCAUGGGCGCGGGGGACUAGGAUUCGGUGACAUUCUCCGUGACAUUCUCGGAAUGUCAGUGACUCAAUGUAAUAUCACCGGGAAUAUCACCGAAUCCCGAUCCGGGCGCGGGCGACGCGAGUCCCACUCCCAGGAGUCCAGCUCCCGCGCCACCGCAGCCCAGGGCGGCGCCGUUGUCUCUGGGCCGGCGCGGCCGCCGCGCUCGCCUCCUCGCUCGCCCACCGAGCGCUUCACCCAGGGGCGGGCCCGUGAGCAGCCCGGAGGCGGAGGCCGCGGCAUCGACGGUUUGAGCGCCGCCGCUGCAUUGGUGGACCGCAAAGGAAAGAGAAAGAUCGGAGAAGGAUCUUUUACAGUCUCUGAUGAUCGGGAACAGGCACGAAGGAAGGAGGAGAGGACAUCUGAUUCCCCCAAAGUGAAGCUUCUCAGGAGUAGCAUUCGUGCGUAUCAUGGCGACGCCGAGGAGAAGCUUUCAGAUAGAAAAGGAGAACCAGUGAACUACCCGUUUCAUAAUUGCGGGGCAAGCACAUCAAAACUGCCUGCUCAUGUGUAUCACAAGAAAAUUCCCAUGGGAGAAGCUGCAAAUCAUUAUUUCAGGAACAUUGAUAAUUCUUUCCAGCAACCGGAAGUUGGUUUGCGUUUAAAGUAUCUCAGCCAUCACUAUUCAGAAUUUAGGCCAGUACAUAGAGAUGAGGAAUGUUUCUAUAGGAGUUUCAUAUUUUCCUACCUGGAGCAAGUUGUUGAUAGUAUAGGCACACGUGAGGAAGACCGCCUUCUUGCUGCUGUUAGAGCAUUGGCUACCAAAGCUGAAAAUCUUCAAUGGGCCUCUGAAUUUUCCCAGAAACACAAAGCAUUUGAGAGGCUGAUAGAGAAAAUAAAGGGAUGGAAGCGCAUGCAGGAGCACCCAAUAUCAAUAAUCAGGGGGAAGAUUCUUGAGUUCUUCAGCAGUUAUGAUACAACGGAUGACAUUUUUGCUUUCCUCAGAUUAGUAGCAGCUACCUGGAUGUGCACGCGCAUAUGGAAUUAUGAAUGGUGUGCAACUAAUUGUGGAGAAAAUCAGAAUCUGGAAGAUUGGUGCUCGAAGCACGUAAUUGCUCCUCGUGUGUACGCAACCUCUGCUGCAGUAAAAGCUUGUGCAGAAGCUCUCAGGGUGACCGUCCAAGUGGAGAACGUUCAUGAUGGAACUUGCGAAAGUACGCACUACAUUGUCCGCGGCGCUCCUUGCGUGACCUUGCUGCGCAUAGAGUCUCACUAUGACAUCAUCUACCCACUCCCUCCUAGUUCUAUUAAUAGUUCAAAUCCACAUGAGGAGAAGUUACUCCCAAUCCCAAGUAGCAUUCUUGCGUAUGACAGGAGAAAGAUUUUCGAUAGAAAACAAAAGCAUCUGGACCGCUCCAAUCAAAAUACUAGAGCAAGCACCUCAAAAUCACCGCCUCAUGAGGAUCAAAAGCGUUCAGGUAGAAAAAGAAAGCGACCUGGCUGCUCCAAUCAAAAUCCUAGAGCAAGCAUGUCAAAAUCAUCGCUUCGCAAGGAUCAUAAGUCCUCAGCUCUUGCAACUUUAGUUGAUACUAGAAGAAGAAGAACGAGGUUAACAGAUACUAUCAUUCCUCCUGGAUGCGGAAGGACAAGGAAAUAUGAAAUCACAAGAAUGAGCACUCGACUUGUGUUACGAAGAAGUGUUAGGUCCCUUUACAAGUUGCACAGUCAGCCAAACUCACUCGCUGGUCGAUUCUCAUUGAGAAAUUUUCUGAUAAGUGACGAGAUGACCAUUGAAAUGGAUGAGUUUCAAGCUGAUGAUUUAGACCCCUAUACAAAGGCCAAUGCAGAGGUUGACUUUUAUCAAUAUGUGAAGACUAUUGAAGAACUCUUUGAAUCUUUACCAGUUCCUGAAGAUAUUCACAGAUGGCUAAGUAUGAUUAUGAGAGAUCCAACUGCUUAUCAGUAUCUGAUAUGCUAUCACUACUGUUUGAUGGAAGAGCACCAAAUGAUGCAUGUCUUUACAUCAUUGUACAAUAAACUGCUAGUAUUGCCAACAACAGACCCAGCAGGAUACAAUUUUGUGCUUGAACGUCUCAAGAUAUUCUCUGGUUGGAGCCCGAUGGAUCUUCACAACGUUUAUUUCAUUGAGACCUUUUACUGGAAAGAUCCCAUCACGGGCGUACCAAUCAUCUACGGAGAUGAUGUUCUCUCCUUGCUGAGAUUGGUAAGAAAUACUUAUCAGCAUUUCAUGUCGAAGGUGGUAGAGGGCAGGAAACUACUCUUCUCUGAAAAAGAUUUCGGGAAUAUGGUCAACGAACAAUUUUCUGGGCUUCUUGAUGAAUUUUUUGAAGCGAUGUUCAUUGCCACGUAUUAUGCUGACUUACAACUUGAGCAUACAAUGGUGUAAAUUGAUAAGGAGAAGAAGUGACCUGCUGCUGAUUUCUGACGGGCGUGAGCUAAACCAGUUAAGAGUACGCAUGGUGUAAAUGAUGAGAGAAGUGGACAGUAGCUGAUUGUUAACAGCCAAUGAGCUAAACAGAGCUGUGUUUUAGUUGAACCUGUGCAGUAACGAGAUCCUUAUUGUUUUUUUGUUAAAUGUGACAUGCUGUGCAUGUGGAAUUGUUCAGUAUGUGAGCUCAUAUAUAGUAUGAAAGUGUUCUUUGAUCUAACAUUA
Oryza sativa Japonica Group (Japanese rice) is the source of this 2656-nucleotide messenger RNA. RefSeq lists its product as uncharacterized. Lineage: Eukaryota; Viridiplantae; Streptophyta; Magnoliopsida; Poales; Poaceae. The record is from RefSeq and is a predicted model, not a curated record. Gene Ontology annotation, molecular function: ubiquitin binding; cysteine-type deubiquitinase activity. Gene Ontology annotation, cellular component: nucleus. Gene Ontology annotation, biological process: protein K48-linked deubiquitination.